This is a messenger RNA of Exaiptasia diaphana, 1681 nucleotides long. Its product is annotated as indian hedgehog protein. The transcript is spliced from 6 exons. Lineage: Eukaryota; Metazoa; Cnidaria; Anthozoa; Actiniaria; Aiptasiidae. Gene Ontology annotation, biological process: protein autoprocessing; intein-mediated protein splicing; regulation of gene expression. Gene Ontology annotation, molecular function: calcium ion binding; patched binding. The coding region runs from base 27 to 1364 and encodes 445 amino acids. The record is from RefSeq and is a predicted model, not a curated record.
ACAAGUUCCCUUGGGCACCGGUCUGCAUGCUUCAGGAAGGAUUCCCACAAAACGGAGAAAAAAUGAUGGAGAAAUACUGGUGCUUUUUGUCGCUGUUGACUCUAACAAGCUUGAAUGCAGUUGAGACAAGACGUUUGCCAACCUUCAGCCAGAUGAAGAAUGUAUACCCCGGCGAAGCAAGAUAUGGCGGGCAAUACCCUGGUAACGUUCUGAUGAACGCCAUUGGAGCACAGAACAUGACCACACCUAAUGACACAUGUCCUCUUCGAAUUAGCACCACAUUGAACCUUGUGGGGGGUCACGUGAUUACUGAACUGCCAAAAGGCGCCGAUCCGGACCAGUAUCACUUCAACACAUUCAAGAACAAGAAAAGCAGUUUCAACAUGUAUUUCUUGUUCAGUCGUGAGGACCUGGUUAAGCACUUACUGCGCAUGUAUGGCCUGCCAUUAGAAAGUUGGACGCCAGCAGAUUUCAUCGGCAAAAAGGGAAUCAUGGUUAUGAAUAUCACAGGCACCACAGGUUCGCCUUGCAGCGCAUUGUUGUGGGAUGGCUUCACCUUCUUUAGUGCGUACGGUUACAUGAAACACACCAACCUGAGCCGUAUCUACUUCUGGCAGACUCCAGACGAAUCUUGUCAAAUCAACGUCAAAAAUGAAGGUGGUGGCGGCGGAUUGUGCUUUCCAUCAAGUUCGACGGUAGAGUUAGAAUCUGGACGGAAAGUUGCUAUGAAAGAUGUGAAGAUAGGCCAACGAGUGAAGACCUUGUCCAAACAGGGAAAGAUUAAAUACACACCGGUCGUUACAUUCCUGGAUAAGUCAGUAUCCCAUCGAGGUCAUUACCUGAAGAUUUUGACCGCAUCUGGAAACCAAAUCACAUUAAAAGCCGGUCACUUGAUAUUCAGGGCYAARCAAGAUAUGACUUCRYUCCGUCUUUUCUCACCGGAAGCCGUCCACGCAGCCAAGAUUCGUCCAGGUGAUCUAAUCUACACCCAGUCCUACAUCAUGACAAGCGCGGACGUGGUUGUUGGGGUUGCUASUGGGUACGAUCAAGGGGCCUACGCACCAGUUACAAAUGAAGGCACGUUAUUUGUUGAUGGAGGUCUCGUGUCGUGCUUUGCUGAUUUUGAAGACCACGAAAUGGCAAAUUAUCUUAUGGGUCCUCUUCGCGCUCUCUACAACGUGGCACCAAAUAGUGUGGGUGCUCAYGGGCACCACAUUCAUUGGUUCCUCAAGUCCAUUMUUCGUCCAGUUGGASUUCGUUURUUGGGKAAGGAAAAGUUUUACCACGAGAUAUCGGAAACACAAGACUUUUGGAACGUCGAUGGACUGUCUCCUUCAAUGUUAAAARCGAAGUUACAAAGUUAGAAUUUUAAAUGUUGGGUAAAAGAAACAGAACUGCUGCACUAACUAGMUGAAUAUUGCGUGACAAUUCUUCUGAAAAUUGAUCCUUGAGUAAAGUUGAAUAAAACAGUUGUAAUUGAAUAUUUGUUAAAGAAUUAAUUAAUUUUCCACCUCGCACGAUGUGAAUCUAUUUUUAAAAAACUGUUAAUGCUAAAUUUCAAUCUCGUUCGAAGAACUCCUGACUCUCCUACUAGUCUAUACUGUGCGAGCUAUAAAUAACUUUAGGGUUAAUGCAAAGCCUUGUAUGCAAAAACAACUAAAGUGUAUAAAAUCUAUAAUUG